This is a messenger RNA of Acanthaster planci (crown-of-thorns starfish), 3752 nucleotides long. RefSeq lists its product as uncharacterized. NCBI's taxonomy places the organism in Eukaryota, Metazoa, Echinodermata, Asteroidea, Valvatida, Acanthasteridae. Gene Ontology annotation, molecular function: connexin binding. Gene Ontology annotation, cellular component: trans-Golgi network; plasma membrane; transport vesicle. The record is from RefSeq and is a predicted model, not a curated record. Gene Ontology annotation, biological process: positive regulation of Golgi to plasma membrane protein transport.
GCAUUGGUUUCGAAAUCAGGUCUUCUCUUUAGCCGCGCUCGAAUUACUUUGCUGCGGCUUACAAACAGCGGAUCUCUUAUUUCUAGCCAUAACUAGCCAAGUAAUUCCUACACGGCCGCGGCCGUAGCUUUGGGUGCCGGUUUUGUUUUCGAAAGCCGUAGACAACAAGACCCAUACGGAAGACCUGUGGUGCUAUCGAGUACACACGUAAAGCAUGGACUCGGAAGAAGCAGCAGACCUUGAUGCCGCAGAUGGAUUAGCAGGAGGGGAUAACUCCCUGAAUCCUGUUACCAUGGCAAUGACAUUGCAUCCACCUGACUCCAGCUCCCAGGACGAAAACAGUGCUGUUGGUGGACACGACACGUCUGGCAUUGCCAAUGUGAUCAACUCUAGCGCCAGCCUAGAUGAGAUGGGUAAGGAAACGUUUUUUGAAGAGGACACCUUUGAGACUGAUCCUGUUGAAAAUUACGAGGAUGACCGUGCUAAUGAAGUGGCAGAGAUGUCCAAUCUUGGUAUAGAAGACCUAGGUCCAAGAGACACUGAAAUGGACUACAUGGCAAGUGAUCAUGACUUCCCUCCAGGCGUAAAUGGUGAUCCUCCAGAAGUGAAGGACGGCAGAGGCUCAGAAGGGGCUUCGGAUGAAAGUGUCACGGAGGAAAACAGACCGGACGAGGAACAGGGAUCACAAGGAGAAGUGGGGGAAGAUGGAGAGGGAUGGAACGGUGAGAGCAAGGACGAGGAUCUGACGCCAGGAGGAGGCGAUGCUAAGGAAUCAUCAGGCCAAGAAGAGCCCAUCGAUGACCCAGUCCAUCUAAAGAGACGACAGCGGAAUGGUCUGUACAAGGAGGGCUUGAAGCUCCAAGAGACGAUGGGAAAUACCGACGAAGCCUUACGUUGCUACCUGGCUGCCAUCACCGGCCUGACAGAGAGCGAAGCCUUCACUGAGCUGCCUCAGUGCCUCCAUCAGAUUUCCAACAUCUACUUUGAGAAGAAGGAGUACGAAAAGGCUGUUCACUUUAUUCAGGCCGAGAAGAUGUAUUAUGAGACGGCUCUGAUUGAUAUUGUCAACCUGCAGAAGCAAUUAGAGUCAACCAGUGAAGAGAGUACUGAGGGAAAAGGUGAAGGGACAGAAGGGGCGUCAUCGCCAGCCGGACCUGACUCACCAGAGAUUGUCAAGGCCAAGGAGUAUGAGGACCUCGCUAAGCUCUGUCUAAAGGAAUCCAAACCACAACUGGCUCUUGAGUACUGCGGAAAGGCAACCAAAAUAUACCGUGAGGUAUACGGAGAUGCUCAUCCUGUCACCAUAGGAUCCUUGGAUCUCUUCACUGUGAUUUAUGCAGAUGUUGGCAAGAAAUUAUACACAGAUGCAAUGCAGAAGUUUGAUGCUGAGGAGAAGGUCCUUGCAGAAAGUGCAGCACAGUCACAGACAGAGAGCAGCGAUCAGGCAACAACGUCUGGAGAAGAGACUACUAGCGAGGUCAAACAGAGAUCCAAAGAUGUAAGUCAAUCAGCAAUAGAAACUGAGACACAGGCCCAAACAGAGUUGGAGCCAGCACCCCAGCCAGAAGACCAAGACGACUGGGUGACGACUUGUCUCCUCAUGCUACUCUUCCUCCUGGUCACCUUCCUGGUCCUGCUUAUCAUGGCCUAUUUUACUGCCUGGGUAACGAGCGUUCGUCCCUCUGCCAUCAGUUCAAGGGUGACUUGAGCUAUUGGUACAUGAAAAUCAAGCACUACUACCUGGGCAUCGGAAAACACUGACUUCCUGAUUGUUGCCUCCCUGUAAUAGAUUGUAGGGCCGUGCCAUAUAUUCAAAUAUGCAAAUAUUCAUUUGAUAGCCAAGUCAUUGUAAAGUGAUUGUUAAAUAAUCAAAUUUUCAUUCAGUCUUGAAUAAUGAAAUAUUCAUUUGAUUCUUGAAUAAUUGAAUAUUCAUUCGAUGGGUGAAUAGUUGAUUUUCAUUUGAUUAUAUAACAGAGUACCGAAGUGAUACGUCAUGGGCAUAUGGUUUCAGCACAAGUACCAACACCCAUGCGUUCUUCAUUUGGUUACACAAUACACGUCCCAGUUUGAAGGACGUCACAGUUUGGUACUCUACUGAAAUAUUUGAUCAUCAGAUAUUCUAAUAUUCAUUUGAAUGGUGAAUAAUCAAAUUUUUUAUUGAUUUUAAUAUUUAGGAAGGGAGUAAUGCUGCUGGAUGAAAAGAAAUAAUAAGAUGGACUUUCUUCUCUUUUGUUGAUUCUUUCUUUAAAUCAUAGAUUGCAAUAUAGUUUUUUGUGUGAUAUUGUAACAACUGUUCUUGACUCAAGACCUACUUCCUCAACAUUUAAUAUUCAGAUAUUCAGUCGUUAAAAUUCUGCAAAUGGGAUUCCAAAUUGUCCAAAUUCACACCUCCCUGUGAGGUUGUAUUUAAAAACAUUUUUUCAAGGGACAUAUAAUGAAUCUUAGGCAUUUCCACCAUCUAUGAAAAAUGGAAAUCUCUGGUAUAAAAUUUGCCCUACUUGAUCAUUUCUGAUUGCAACUCAAGUACUUUAAGUUCAAGUUACUUUCUUUCCAGGAAAAGUUCGGUCUCAUACUAUGCUUCCUGCUUGUGUAAAUACAAAGAUCAUUUACCAAUGAAAUUCGUGGCCAAAAUUUAGUGAUUCAAAGGUUUUUUUGCUGUGCACCUUUAGAGAUUGUGUGCAAUGAGCUGCAAUUUUUAGGUGAGAUUUUUAUUUCCAUUUUUCCGUGCAGUUGUUUCCGUCCAGUUUUUUUACUGCCUUAAGUCGUUUGUUAUGUACAUAUUUUGAAGUUUGUAUUUACAUUUUCCGUCCACUUUACACUGUGACAGAAUUAUGAUCAGUUUUUUCAUUAUAUCAAAUUAAUUGCAAGAAAAUGUCUGAAAAUAUUUUCAGAAUACUCAGAAAGUAGUUAGAAUAGGCCUAAUACCCUCACUCACAUAUACUGUAUCUUGAUUGGUCGAGAGUUAGUCACAUGGUAUUUGCUAGUUUUCGCGCUGACAAAUAAAUAACUGCCAACUUUGGGUAGCCUCAAGUGAGCUACUAAGAUAAGUUUUAAGUCAGCAGUCUUUUUGAGCGUACACGUGGGUUUGGGUUAGAUCAAGCCUGCAAACUCAAGAGCCUUAUAACAGUGUUACCUGAAAUGUGGACUCGUUGAAAUCCGGUUUCCUUAUCAUGCGUCGGUCACGGUAUUCAUCUGUUCUGUUUGGGGAAAGGUUCAGUGCUCUACCAGCAGUGCCUUAAAAGCUCGCCCCUGUCGUAGUUCACCUCACAAAAUAAAAAGAAGGCUGUGAUCUGUCGUGAUGUGUCGUCUUUUUUCUCCAGGUUUAAUCAACAAUGCGCAAGAACUAUUGGUAAUCAGAAAAGAUCACCUGUUCGUUUUUUUUUCAUUGAAGGAAAUAAAUUGUCUGAAAUCACUGCGCUUCAAGUCAGUUGGCUUUCCUUAUUGCGGCCAAUAACUCAAACACAAAGUGCGAAGGUUAUUGCGCUGUGGGGUGGAUUUUUGUGCGAGGCAGGAAGCAGAAUGGUCAACGUGAGGAAAAGUUUAAAUGAAAACACUAAGAGAAGACAAAAGUGUUGGAUCCCAGCCACGCUUUGAAUUGGAUUUUUACGUAAAAUUCACUUGUAACUUGUGAACAGAGGAGAAACGUGGCGAAUAGGCAAAUUACAAGCAUACCCAACAAAAACAGUAGGCGCUCGUUUAUACAGUUCUUGGCCUCAGUGCGAAAUAAAAGACAAGUGCUGCUUCCUAAACCA